Messenger RNA from Amaranthus tricolor (Joseph's coat), 1352 nucleotides. RefSeq lists its product as uncharacterized. NCBI's taxonomy places the organism in Eukaryota, Viridiplantae, Streptophyta, Magnoliopsida, Caryophyllales, Amaranthaceae. Gene Ontology annotation, molecular function: iron ion binding; protein binding. The record is from RefSeq and is a predicted model, not a curated record. Bases 303 to 1112 code for a protein of 269 amino acids. The transcript has 6 exons.
AUUUGUGAUUGUCAAGCCACCAAUAGAAUUAGAAGCUUCAACGGCUACACAUCACACAUUCCCAAAUCACAACCAAUCGUUAAAGGGUCCUAGCAUUUGGAGUACUACAUUUUAUGCUUGUAGCUCUCUUAGUUGUUCCACACGCCACACAACACUACAGUGCCACGAAGACCCACCAACAUCAGAACCCAGAAGCUCUGUUAUCCACAACUCACUCAUCUCACAAUAUUCAAACAUUUUCUGAUUCUUGUACUUCAUAACUCAUCUUUUUCUUCUCAUCUUACCCUCAAAAUUCCUUCAUUAUGGCUUCUUCAGUAAUGGCAGGAGCUUCCUCUUCUUGUUCUGUUGCCUUCUCCACCAGGACUCAAUCCUCCUCUUCUUCUAAGCCAUGCUUGCCUCAUCUUUCUCAGAAAACAAAUUUUCAUGGUCUUUCUCUGCAAGAUGCAAAAAGGGUCAUCUUUAGUUCACUUGUAGCAGAGAGAAAAAGCAAUUUAACAAGAUUUAGAAGAGGGUUUGAGAUUACUGCAAAAGCUGCUGGUGCUGCUAAAACUAUUGAGGUUGAAGUUGAUAAGCCAUUGGGUCUUACACUUGGUCAGAAACCUGGUGGAGGAGUUGUCAUUGCUGCAGUAGAUGGGGGUGGAAAUGCUGCAAAAGCUGGGCUUAAAGCAGGUGAUCAGGUGCUUUAUACUAGCAGUUUUUUUGGUGAAGAGCUUUGGCCUGCAGAAAAGCUUGGUUUUACAAAAACUGCUAUACAAGCUAAGCCUGAUUCAGUUUACUUUGUUGUCAAUAGGGGUCCUGAAGUUGAUGUGAAGAAGCUCAUGAAACGUCCUGCUCCUCCCCGUUUUGGUCGAAAGCUAACCGAUGCCCAAAAGGCCAGAGCAACUCACAUAUGCAUUGAUUGUGGAUUCAUAUACACUUUAUCAAAACCCUUUGAAGAGCAGCCUGAAGACUAUGCUUGCCCUCAGUGUAGAGCUCCAAAGAAGAGGUUUGCGCGCUAUGAUGUGAACACAGGAAAGGCAGUCGGUGGCGCAUUGCCUCCUAUCGGAGUAAUCAUAGGGCUACUUGCUGGUAUUGGUGCAGUCGGAGCAUUGCUAGUUUAUGGCCUUCAGUAAGAAAAAUACGAAUCCUUAUCAGUACACCUGUAAAUGAUCAUUUACGAGACAAUCAUUAUUCAUUUGUCGAAUGUGAUUAUUUGUAUUACAACAUUAUGUUGCGAACUGAGAACCAUCUAGAAUCGACCCUUGUCAAAUUUUCUCCGUUGUAAGAGUCUGGACUCGGGAUAUAAAUGUACAUUUAUACCUUGAUGAACGAUGAUCGCACAUUUCCUAAUCAAAGCGAAUGCUAUUUUGUUC